CUGGGGGAAGAUGUUCUUCUGGGGCAAGAGAGCGGGGGUGUUAAUUCGUGCUUCUGGGGAGAGAGACAAAAGCCGAUCCUUGGGAGGGAACAAAGGCAGCGAAGAAUUGUAAGCCAAGCCCUAGGCUGGGCAGAGGUUGUCAGGAUUCAAGGACCCCGCCUUCUCCGCUCCCGCUUUAGCAGAGACUCGGAGGAGGCAGGCGCAGGGUUAAAGGGAGAGAGCGGAAAUUCCUAGAGAGAACCGGAAGAGGGCGAAACUCUUCACUGGAGCACUUCCUCUCCCCCCACCCCGCGCAAGUCUUUGAUUUCUCUGUCUGCAGUAUCGGCUCCUCCAGGGUCUGGUCAUGCUCAGAAUUUGAUCAUAGGAACAUAAGGUUUUGGAGGGGAGAGCGAGAAAGAGGGUGAGCAUCAGAGAAGGAAAAUGGAAGCAGAGUAUCAGUGGGUAAAGAAUGCUGCUACUUCUGAGUGCUCUGAUUCCCAUGAAAUUCCGGUGCAAGAAAAGGAUUGCAAAGCGAACAGAAAUAAUAAAUCCCCUCCAUGUGCAACAGUCUUAAGUAGCAAGUCAAAGCUAAGCACACAUCAAAGAAGCCACACCGGGAAGAAACCAUAUCAUUGCUCAGAGUGUGGAAAGAGCUUUAGUGACAGCUCAGGCCUCACUUACCAUCAAAGAAUCCACACGGGGGAGAAACCAUAUGAGUGUUCUGAAUGUGGAAAGACUUUCCACAACAGCUCAAAUCUUACUUCCCAUCAAAGGAUCCACACAGGGGAGAAACCUUAUCAUUGCUCAGAGUGUGGCAAGAGUUUCAGCCAGAGCUCGAGCCUUUCUUCCCAUCAGAGAAUCCACACAGGAGAGAAACCAUAUCAGUGUUCAGUGUGUGGAAAGAACUUCAGCCGCAUCUCAAGCCUCACUUGCCAUCAAAGAAUCCACACAGGAGAGAAACCGUAUCAGUGCUUGGUGUGUGGAAAGUGCUUCAGCCAGAAUUCACAGCUUACUUGCCAUCAAAAAAUACAUACAGGGGAGAAACCAUAUAAGUGCUCAGAAUGUGGGAAGAGCUUCCGCAAUAGUUUGAGCUUUUCCUCUCAUCAAAGAAGUCAUGCAGGCGUGAAACCAUAUCAGUGCUCAGAGUGUGGAAAGAGUUUCAGUGACCGCUCAGGCCUCACUUACCAUCAAAGACUCCACACAGGGGAGAAACCAUAUAAGUGCUCAGAAUGUGGAAAGACUUUCCACAACAGCUCAAAUCUCACUUCCCAUCAAAGAAUCCACACAGGGGAGAAACCGUAUCAAUGCUUAGUGUGUGGAAAGUGCUUUAGGAAGAGCUCACAACUUACUCCCCAUCAAAGAAUACACACUGGGGAAAAACCAUAUCAGUGCUCAGUAUGUGGAAAGUCGUUCAGGAAGAACUCACAACUCACUUACCAUCAAAGAAUCCACACAGGGGAUAAGCCAUAUCAAUGUUCAGAGUGUGGAAAGAGCUUCAGCAUCUUUUUUGUCCUUAGCACACAUCAGAGACCCAACACAGAUGAGAAAAAGUAUGAAUGCUCAGACUGUGGAAAGAGCUUCAACCAGACCUCACACCUUACUUCCCAUAAAAGAACCCACACAGGAGAGAAACCAUAUCAGUGCUUAAUGUGUGGAAAGAGCUUCAGUCGGCGCUCAAACCUUAAUGAACAUCAGCGAAUCCACACAGGAGAGAAACCAUAUCAGUGCUCAGAGUGUGGAAAGAGCUUCAGGCGGAGCUCACUCCUUACUUCCCAUCAAAGAAUCCACACGGGGGAGAAACCAUAUCUAUGCAUAGUGUGUGGAAAAAACUUCAGCUAUCGCUCACACCUUACUUCCCAUCAAAGAACUCACACAGGGGAGAAACCAUAUCAGUGUUUAGUGUGUGGAAAAAAUUUCAGUUGCAGCUCAAGCCUUUCUUCCCAUGAAAGAAUCCACACAGGGGAGAAAAAAUAUGAAUGCUCAGAGUGCAGAAAGAGCUUCAGUAGUAGUUCACACCUUACUUCUCAUCAAAGAAUCCACACAGGGGAGAAACCAUAUCAAUGCUUAGAAUGUGAAAAGAGCUUCAGUGAUAGCUCAAGCCUUACUUCCCACAAAAGAAUCCACACAGGGGAGAAACCAUAUCAGUGCCUGGUUUGUGGAAAGAAUUUCAGCUGCAGCUCAAGCCUUUCUGCCCAUAAAAAAAUCCACACAGGGGAGAAACCAUACCAAUGUUCAGAAUGUGGGAAAAGCUUUAGCAAGUGCUCAAAACUUACUUCCCAUCAAAGAAUCCACACAGGAGAGAAACCAUAUCAAUGCUUAGACUGUGGAAGGAGCUUCAGGCAGAACUCACUGCUUACUUCCCAUCAAAGAAUCCACACUGGGGAGAAACCAUAUCAAUGCUUAGCAUGUGGAAAGAGCUUCAGCCAGAGCUCAACCCUUAAUUCCCAUCAAAGAAUCCACACAGGUGAGAAACCAUAUCAGUGCUCACAUUGCGGAAAGAGCUUCAGGAGGAGCUCAUUCCUUACUUCCCAUCAAAGAAUCCACACGGGAGAGAAACCAUAUCAAUGCUCAAAAUGUGAGAAGAGCUUCAGGAGUCGCUCACUGCUUACUUCCCAUCAACGAAUCCACACAGGGGAGAAGCCAUAUCAGUGCUUAGUGUGUGGCAAGAGCUUCAGCCAUCGCUCAACCUUUACUUCCCAUCAAAGAAUCCAUACAGCAGAAAAAUUGUAUCAGAGCUCAGAGGUUGCAUCCUUAUGGGUGGUCCCGUGGGGCACAUGCUCCCUCAGUGCCCCAGUCCUGAACGCUGCCAGUCACAUGUCUUCACCUCAACAGAGGGAAAUAAACAGAACCUUCUUUUUGGCUCCGGAGGCUCAUCAGUAAAUGUGGCGCUUCCUCCCCUCCCACCUACUGUACUAGUAACACCGCCAUGUUGCUGAGUCUCUGUUUCCCUGUCCCCAGCCUGGACACCUUCUUCAAAGUACUUAAGUGAGGAAGGGGAGAAGGAUGAAAGGCUGUGCUGGGUUGCAAUUCCCCAGAAGACUCUUCUUGGAGGAGGAACUGGGUGCUCUCAGUUCCUGAACGGAGUCUGAAAAAGGACACUUAUUUAAAAAGAAAACUUACAAGUUCUCAACUAUGUAUUCCUCCACCCCUCUUUCCCAAAGUAACACUAUGAGCAGGCCAAGGAAUCCAUCCACGUGACUGGAGGAAGGCCGUCCCUGCACAGUGGUUCACUCCUUCCUUGACUUUGCUUCCCUCUUUUUGCCACCUCCUCCUUCCUAUCCUACUGAUAUAGCCUCUCAUCACCCCUCAAAUCUUUAUCUCCCUAUUCUUUGCCCUCCUGCUGUCUUUAAAAUGUGCACCAAGUAUAAACGUUCAGCUUCUAUUUGUUUUUACAAGAGAUCAGGAUUAGAGCAUCGUAUCCUCUACAGUUCUCUCAAAUACUGAAUUUGAGUGCUGCUGUUCCUCAAGUAGCUAGGGCAAUGAAAGGAGGGAUAUCUGAUUUUUCUCACAACAGCCUUGUGAGGUAGGUUAGGUUGAUAAAGGAAUGAGAGUGCCUCUCUGUGGCAGAUGACUAUAUGUACAAUAAACACAUUUUCUUCCCCUCC
Hemicordylus capensis (graceful crag lizard) is the source of this 3584-nucleotide messenger RNA. Its product is annotated as zinc finger protein 345-like. Bases 421 to 2859 code for a protein of 812 amino acids. The record is from RefSeq and is a predicted model, not a curated record. The transcript has 5 exons. Gene Ontology annotation, molecular function: DNA-binding transcription factor activity, RNA polymerase II-specific; RNA polymerase II cis-regulatory region sequence-specific DNA binding. Gene Ontology annotation, biological process: regulation of cytokine production; negative regulation of transcription by RNA polymerase II; regulation of immune system process. NCBI's taxonomy places the organism in Eukaryota, Metazoa, Chordata, Lepidosauria, Squamata, Cordylidae.